Molecule: messenger RNA, 1679 nt
Organism: Gryllus bimaculatus (two-spotted cricket)
Lineage: Eukaryota; Metazoa; Arthropoda; Insecta; Orthoptera; Gryllidae
Source: the annotation of a GenBank genome assembly
AUGCGAGAGAUUGUACACCUGCAAGGCGGCCAGUGCGGUAAUCAGAUUGGAACCAAGUUCUGGGAGCUAAUAUCACGUGAACAUGGCGUUGAGCGCACUGGGGCCGUCGCGGCCGCGUCCUCUCUGCAGUUGGAACGCAUCAACCUCUUCCGCCCCGACAACUUCGUGUUCGGGCAGUCGGGCGCCGGCAACAACUGGGCCAAGGGCCACUACACGGAGGGCGCCGAGCUGGUGGACAUGGUGCUGGACGUGGUGCGCAAGGAGGCGGAGAACUGCGACUGCCUGCAGGGCUUCCAGCUCACGCACUCGCUGGGCGGCGGCACGGGCUCCGGCAUGGGCACGCUGCUCAUCUCCAAGAUACGCGAGGAGUACCCGGACCGGAUCAUGAGCACGUACUCUGUUUUGCCGUCGCCAAAGGUGUCUGAAUCUGUAGUCGAGCCUUAUAAUACUAUAUUAUCAUUUAAUGAGCUACUGGAGGAAAGCGAUGAAACAUUUUGUGUAGACAAUGAAGCUCUCUACAACAUAUGUUUCCGGGUACAAAAGCUUUCGCAACCGAAUUACAACGAUAUGAACCAUCUCAUUUCUCUGGCAAUGUCUGGAGUCACCACUUGCUUCCGAUUUUCAGGAUCUUUGAACACGGAUUUGCGGAAGCUUGCCGUGAACCUCGUUCCUUUUCCUCGCCUUCAUUUUUUCGUCCCUGGUUUCGCUCCUUUGAUGGCAAGAAAACAGGAGGAGUACGAGGCAUUGUCCGUUUCCCAAAUCAUCCGACAAAUCUUUGAGGCCAGAAAUUUGUUGGCCGCUUGUGAUCUACAUCACGGUCGAUACCUUACUGCUGCUGUAAUAUUGAGAGGUCAAGUAUCUGCAAAGGAAGUUGACGAAGAAAUAUCAAUGGCACAGAACAAAAACAGCAGGUAUUUUGUAGAGUGGAUUCCAAAUAAUGUGCAAACUGCAAUGUGUGAUAUUCCACCCCCUGGUUUAACAAUCUCAUCGACAUUCAUCGCUAAUAAUACUGCUGUUCAAGAGUUGUUUGCAAGAAUCUCAGCGCAGUUCGCUCUCAUGAUAAAAAAGAAAGCCUUUCUUCAUUCCUAUCUGGGACAGGGGAUGGAUGAAAUGGAGUUUUACCAAGCAGAAAGCAAUGUUAUCGACCUCAUCUCAGAAUAUCAAGCUUAUCAGGAAGCCGAAAGUUACGUGGAAAAUGAUUUUGAAGAUGAAGAUGUUGCUAACAGUGAAACUGAAAUUGAAGGUGAGGCUGAAGAUAAUACUUCAAAUCGAUUAAGAUAUGAAACGUCUUAUCUUCAUGGAUUUUACUGCAUUUAUUCAGGAAACUAUGAAGAAAUCAAUGAAACCUGAAACCUUUAUUGCUUUUUACAGAGGAAAACUUUAUUUAAUCCAUAACAGAAUGUGUUUAGUAAAUUAGUAACGUCUUUCAUUUACCGAAAACUGUUAGGUAAAUUAGGACCGGAUCAUAUUUUAGAGAUUUACAGUUUACAGUUCCCGAAAUGACUUAACUUUGACAUGUUUUAAAGAGAAAAUACAAGAAUUUUUUCAAUACGCCAGAUUUAUUUAACACCCAGCUGAAAUAUCGGGCGUUACCCGUGUAUUUAUUUAGCAUAUUCAUCUUUUAGAAAGUAAAAUGAGUAAUUAAGAUUCAUUUUCUCCCCAUUCUACCUGUAGUAAAG